Messenger RNA from Aspergillus mulundensis, 576 nucleotides. RefSeq lists its product as uncharacterized. The transcript has 3 exons. Lineage: Eukaryota; Fungi; Ascomycota; Eurotiomycetes; Eurotiales; Aspergillaceae. The coding region runs from base 1 to 576 and encodes 191 amino acids. The record is from RefSeq and is a predicted model, not a curated record.
AUGACAGACUCCGAUGAAGCCCCAUACUGCAAUGCCGUGGCCCUGGCCUGGCACAUGAACCGAUUCUUCGAGAGCAUUGCAUUCUGCCCGACGAAGCAAAGAUCCCCACCGGUACUUCGUACGCUUGGUCGCUACGGGCAGGACUUCAACUUUGGCAGCCUUUGCGACACGAGCCAGGAUUACGGCUGGGCCGUCCGCUCCGCCUGGAAUAUGAGUGCCCCCGGACUGCCCCAUAUCGUCGCUCUGAUGUACACUGGCUUUACCGCUGGGAGCCAGCUCCUUCGCUCGGAACUCACUGCUAUCAUUCGCAUUGUGCAUGGCCGGCUCAGAACAUCCUCGACCAGACCACAUACCAUUGCGCCGGUCCUCAUGUUUUCGAUUGUCGGCCUGCACCAUAUACGAGUCAUCGCGGCGUUCUAUGAUGGCAAGACUCGAGAGCUCAAAGUGCGGGCCCCGAAGCUUAAAUCCAUCGAUAAGGAAUGCGACGGCUUCUAUAUAGAUCUGUCCAAAUGGUGGCUCGGAAAUGCGAGUUUUAUGUCGAUGACUGAUGUGUAUGACGAGCCUCUGGUUGAUUGA